Emiliania huxleyi CCMP1516 is the source of this 1070-nucleotide messenger RNA. RefSeq lists its product as hypothetical. The transcript has 2 exons. Lineage: Eukaryota; Haptophyta; Isochrysidales; Noelaerhabdaceae. The record is from RefSeq and is a predicted model, not a curated record. Bases 27 to 581 code for a protein of 184 amino acids.
CGUUGACGACACGCGCGCCGCCAACGAUGCCGCCGAAGACGAUCGCCAAGGGCAAGGGCAAGGGCAAGGCCGUCAAGGCCAAGACGGCGGCUCCCAACGGCGCGGCCGGCGCCUCGCCCAAGGAGGCCACUGAGGCGCUCAAGUGGCUGAUGAUGAUGGGUGCCGGCGAGGAGGCCGUCGCGCACCGAGUUGCCGCCAUCAUGACGGGCAAGACGUCCACGGCCAAGAUCGACGUCGGCCGUCUCGCGAUGAGCGCGCUGCGCCUCGUGUGCGUCAUGCCCGACGACAUCGACCAGAUCAAAGCGAAGGUCGCCCAGAACGCCAACGUCGAAGUGCAGGAGAAGCUGGCGGUCGUCGCGGGCGUGGCGCGGUCGCUCGGGCCGGCGGCUUUCAUCAAGCUCAUCCCAACCCAGAACGACCUCCACCGCCACGUCGCCGUCCUGCUGCCGCAAUACGACUCGAAGUACACCUACACGCAGGGCGACGCCUCGUCGUCGCUCAAGGGCCCCGACGGCCUCAAGUGGAAGACGCGGCGCACGCCCGACGAAGACAACGACCCGCGCUUCCCCGACUUCUGGUGAGCGCACACGGCCGUGACUACCAUUCGCGUCAAGGCCUCGCCGGUCGCUCCGAGUCGCGAGUGCACUGUCGCAAGUCGUCGUGCUCGCGAGCGCUUCGCUGCGAGUGCGGCCGUCUGGCUGCUGGAUGCUGGCGUGGACCAGCUCCAGCUCGGCGGCUCGGCGCACGGGUCCACAAUCCACGAGGCACACACAUGCGAUGGGCAAAUUCAGGGACAGGGUGCGGACUGCGAGGCGCGAGUGCUGAGUGAGACGCGCGGGGCCCCGCCCAAGGCGCCCUGCCCCCCGCACCGCAGACGCGACACGCGAGACGGCCCGGUCAGCGCCGCCGGCGCCGCCGCGGCGCGGGGACGCGGGUGCGGUUCGCUCGUGUCGUCGAGACACACGGAGAGUCGUGGGGCACGGCGCCACGCGCCACGGAGAAAGUUCAUGCGCAGUUGCGUCGCGGUACGACGUUCACGCACGAUCACAUAUCACAACUAUAAGUUUUAA